GUGGGAGCCCGUAGUAAGUGCGGGCCCGUAGUAAGUGGGGCCCCGUAGUAAGUGGGGACCCGUAGUAAGUGGGGACCCGUAGUAAGUGGGGACCCGUAGUAAGUGGGGGCUCGUAGUAAGUGGGGGCUCGUAGUAAGUGGGGGCCCGUAGUAAGUGGGAGCCCGUAGUAAGUAGGGCCGGUGAGGCCUAGCGACGGCUGGAGACAGUGCCUAUUCGUCCAUACACCUUUUUCAAAAUACGUUGUCAGCGCAAAUGGUAAUUUCCAUUUGUCAAUAACAGUUGCUAUCGAAAAUACCAAGAGACUAGUCCAUUUUUUUCACUUGAUGCUGGAAAUAUAGAUACCCAAUUCGAUUAGUAUACUUGUCUUCUUCAUUCAUACAAUAUUUUAUACUGAAACAGAGAAUGGUCUUAGAACUAUAAUUUGCCGUUUGAACUGACAACAUUCAUUGGAAUAGGUUUAUCUCAAUCUCUUAAGGCUGAUUCAGUCGUAGAGUGUAAAUCAACCUAUGUCUCCGCUACGAUGCGCGACAACGAACGUCGUAGUGUGUUAUUCAGUGCUAAGACAUGUCGUAGACAGAUCGCAUUCGACUAAAUCUUGCUGUCCAAAUCGGCCUUUACGCAACGGUCGAUGUAUAAGACAUGCGUUUUCAGGUUGUGAGGAUACAGGCUACGUAUGUUCAUAUUGGAAGUGGCGGGGCUGGUGCGAACGCUCUUCAGAUUACGCCGUCAACAGUUGCACUAAAACAUGUGGAUUCUGCCCUACCCUUGCCCCACCAACAGCGCACAGAACAACGGCAACAUCAGGCGCAACAGCAAAGGGGAGCGGGACGCCUACAUCGACUAAACAACCUAGCUCAAGUAGGCCCUUUAAAUCAACUAAGCCAACAAAAUCGACUAAACCAACUAAGUCAACCAAAGCAACUAAAUCGACUAAACCAACUAAGUCGACUAAACCAACUAAGCCGACUAAACCAACUAAGUCGACUAAACCAACUAAAUCGACUAAACCCACUAAAUCUAAACCAACAGCACCAACUUCGUUGCCGGACCAGCGACCAAAUUGCCGUCUUCCCAGCAUGCCUCUGAACCCCGAUGUCUUCAUGGACAUGGUGCUCUCCGGUCACGUGAUCAACACGUGGACAGUGAUCUCAGAGAUCCAAUGUGAGGACUAUUGCCUUCGUUCGCCAAAGUGUGUGGCAUUUAACUACCAUGAUGUCAAUGGGCGACACUUCAAGUGCGAGUUACUGGAUAUCGUGAAGAGUUAUGGGAAAGCCUCGGGUUCUCGCUUUAGAUUAUUCGACAGGACAAGAUCCAUCAAGAGUAUCCUUGGAACUUGCAGAAUGGAAAUAUGAGAAGGCCGCUGUCACAAACUCUAGAAUAGUGCCACCAUGCGUAUCAAGUGCGGGGUCUGGCUAGAGAUGUGGAUCUGAUGUUGGGAACUCCGCAAAACCCUUCGAAACGGAAGAUUCAAGAGGAACAAGUCAGAUCGUUUGGCUAAAACAUUAUCUGACCGUAGCGAAUCUGGGGGCUGCGCCUAGGGAAAGUGUUACGUGCAACAAAUGCCAUAAACAAUGUUCCUUUUGGGUGAAUGCUCCCAGAACCAACUUAGCUGUCUCUUAUCGGUGCCCGGGAAGCGAUAGAUGUAGAGUCUCUGCUUUAUUGGGCCUUCGGUGCACCAAAAUAUGAAAAAUGAACCCAGGA
Molecule: messenger RNA, 1701 nt
Organism: Nematostella vectensis (starlet sea anemone)
Lineage: Eukaryota; Metazoa; Cnidaria; Anthozoa; Actiniaria; Edwardsiidae
Product: salivary glue protein Sgs-3-like
Exons: 3
Coding region: 507-1352 (281 amino acids)
Source: RefSeq, a predicted model, not a curated record